UCUUCGACAGGACUCGGAUCGAACAAUGUUUCCGGCGUUAAUGAAACUGCUGCCCGUUCCGUGCUAUUCCUCCUCGCCGGAGCAAAGCGCGAUCGCGGUGUGAACACGAAGCGGUGUGGUUGUUUAAGAGAGGGCCGCAAAGGGAAGCGUUUAGCGCAAGAAGGGGUUUCCGAGGCCGGCGUUUUGGAGCCGCCCGCUUAUAUGAGUCAACCCCGGGCGUGACCCCAUCCGAUCUCCAGGCCAAAAGAGCCUAUGCCGCCGCACCGCCGGCUGGUUCUUAAUUCAUGCCAUGGCGCGUUGUGGGGGGGACUCGGUCUCCAGGGGCUCCGGAGGUCCCCGGGAAGAAUCGGGAAGAAAAGGCGGCGAGAGGGGUUCCGUGGAAAGGCGGAGGCUGAAAGAGUUGGUGGCGGAGCAACUGAGACGCGAUAUGGAAAGACUACUUAAAGAAGAAAUCCAAAGCGACAUCACUUUCUAUGUUGGGAAUAUGCUUUUCAAAGCUCACAAGGCAGUACUUUUAGCAAGAGUUCCAAAUUUCUUUCUGCAUGUUGUUGGAAGACAUUUAAAUACUUGUAACAACUGUGAAGCUUUAAAACUGCAAUAUUUGGAACCUUCUGAAUUUAAAACUUUCCUGCAGGCUGCAUAUUCAUUGGACAGAACCAUUACAGAGGAAGAACAAGAGAUUCUAAAUAAAAAAGUUUCAACGCCUGAAUUAGCGAAAGAAAACGAAGAGUUAAAAGUUGGUGGUUUACACAACAAUCAAAUAUGUAGAGAGCAGAGGCUGGGAAACCAUGAAAGGACAUCUGACCAUCACUGGAUAUUCUGCAAGACAGCUGUAGAAAAAGAAGGUGCUGCGUCUUCUGUCUCUACUAGUGACAUGCCGACAGAAGCUAUUGAUGCUGAGGGUGAGGUAACCGUGUCAGAAAUUGCAUCUGGCUUAGGAAAAGACCUGUUGAUGCUCUACCAGAAUUCUUGGUUUUCAGAUAUUAAUAUUUGGAUUGAUGGAAAACCCUUUGAAGUGCACAGGGCUAUUCUUUGUGCUAGAUCCAGUUACUUUUCUGCUAUGCUGAAUGGGAGCUGGGCAGAAAGCUCUCAAGAACACAUCACUCUUCAAGGCAUAAGUCAUGCAGAAAUGACUGUCAUUUUACAUUUUAUCUAUGGAGCAGUUCUGGAGUUCCCUAAAAAUGUAAAUCCUGGAUGUAUACUAAGCAUUGCAGAUAUGUAUGGAUUAGACGGUUUAAGAGAAAUAGCUAUAUACAUUCUGAAAAGAGACUACUGCAACUUCUUUCAAAAGCCUGUGCCCGGGAAGCAUCAACCUGUUUUAGAGUGUCUGGCUAUAGCCCAUUCAACAAGAGCAGAGCACCUUUAUGAUUUAUGCAUGAAGUGGCUGAUACAAAAUUUUGCAAGGUCUUGGUCAGAAAAGAACUUUGCUAAUUUAUCUUCUGAGCUUCAAAAUAAUUGCCUUACUACAUUGAUUGAUUCUUUGAGCCCACAGAAUGCAGCCCGUCUUUUGAUGGAAACCAACAGGCUACUUAAUAGUCUUCCCCAAGUGAAAUGGACUGAAACAGUUCGAACAUUGGCAUUUAGACUGCAGGAAGAGUGUAUGGCAUUUAUGGUGACCAAUUUUCCAGAAAUAAUACAGAGUGAAAGUUUUUUUGCUCUCUUACAGGCUCAAGCCAUGAGCAGCAAACCUGAUCUUCUUGAUCAAGUGCUUGAAGCAGUCAAAAAAGAGGUUACUACUGAAAAUAGCUGUUGCCUUCUUAUAGCAGUGGACGCUUUGCUAAGUUCUUCAAAUGUGAAUGAGAUGGGGUUUCUGUGCAGGAUCCAGGCUCUGCGUGAUAAACUGUGGAUCUUUCUGCUCCAGUCAUUUUUUGCCGUUCGACAUACAGAGGGCUGGAAACUGCUUAAGGCAGCUGAUCAAGAGCGAAUACAAGCAGCUGCUGUUGACAAAGGAGAUGACAGAAGACCUACCAAAAAGCCCAUAUUCAGUAGUUCUCAGGCUAACUGGAACUGCUGGAAUCUGUAAUUCAACAGCAUCCAGAAGACUUCAUGUUCUUCCUUUUGAACAUAGGAGACAAAAGAAGAAAAAUACGUUUCAACAUUGAAAACAGACUCCAGAUUUAAAUAAGAAUUCUUGAUAUGGAUUUACUUUCCGUUUAUGAACCAGUUCUCUACUGAGAACUCUAAUGGAAAGACUGAUUAGUUGUGUUCUUGUAGUCAAAAUUUAUUUUAAAAUUGGGCUGAAUGAAUUUUUAUAUGUUAUAAUAUAUAGUAUUAUAUAUUAUCGAUUUUUGCAGAAAAAAUUCAUUGCAUGUUAAAGCAAUACAGAAUUUUUCAAAAAAAUAAGAAUAUACUGUGAUUAUGAUUCCUACUGAAAUGUCUAAAUUAAUUUUUUUUAUGGCAAGUAACAGUGAUCCUCCCAGACUUUUGAUCAUUU
Ahaetulla prasina is the source of this 2434-nucleotide messenger RNA. RefSeq names its product BTB/POZ domain-containing protein 8-like. The record is from RefSeq and is a predicted model, not a curated record. The coding region runs from base 290 to 2023 and encodes 577 amino acids. Gene Ontology annotation, molecular function: protein binding. The transcript is spliced from 14 exons. Lineage: Eukaryota; Metazoa; Chordata; Lepidosauria; Squamata; Colubridae.